ACAUCCCUUGCAUUUGUUUGUCCCUCUGGUCUCGCCGCGUAUUACUUUCGUUUGUUCUCCCUCCUCCCGUUUUCUCCAAAAUGUCUUCUGACCCUAUUUAUACCCCUUUCUUUAGUGUAAUGGGAGCUACUUCAUCUAUGGUGUUUUGUGCCUUGGGGGCAGCAUAUGGCACUGCAAAAUCUGGCUCUGGCAUCUGUUCUAUGGGUGUGAUGCGGCCGGAAUUGAUAAUGAAGUCGAUCGUCCCUGUAGUCAUGGCCGGUAUAGUUGCUAUCUAUGGCCUGGUCGUUGCUGUGCUUAUUGCCCAGAGUGGGCAAUCUAAAAUAAUGGAAAAGUCUCUCAAGCAACUCGGCGCAGGUUUGAGUGUGGGCUUAAGUGGUUUGGCUGCAGGAUUUGCUAUUGGGAUCGUCGGAGAUGCUGGUGUUCGAGGAACAGCUCAACAGCCGAGGCUAUUUGUUGGAAUGAUACUAAUUCUCAUCUUUGCAGAGGUCCUUGGGUUGUACGGACUCAUUGUUGCACUUAUUCUCUCAACAGGCUAA
Messenger RNA from Protopolystoma xenopodis, 536 nucleotides. The record is from the annotation of a GenBank genome assembly. Lineage: Eukaryota; Metazoa; Platyhelminthes; Monogenea; Polystomatidea; Polystomatidae.